Molecule: messenger RNA, 3124 nt
Organism: Gasterosteus aculeatus aculeatus (three-spined stickleback)
Lineage: Eukaryota; Metazoa; Chordata; Actinopteri; Perciformes; Gasterosteidae
Gene: fubp3
Product: far upstream element (FUSE) binding protein 3
Molecular function (GO): RNA binding
Source: RefSeq, a predicted model, not a curated record
UUUUUUUUUUUAAGAGUGGCUCUCAGCUGCCGAGGCGGAUGAUGAUGAUGGCGGAGCUGGUUCAGGGACAGGCCUCGGUGGCUCAGCCCGGAACGAAAGAUGACUUCGCGGACACGAUACGCCGGGUUCGACAGAUGGCAGCCAAGAUGGGAGGAGACCAGAUGCCCAACAUGAACAGUUCCCCUCCGGUCAUAGACCACUCCCUCUAUGGCUUUGGGGGGCAGAAACGCUCCCUAGACAAUGGAGUAGGGAACCACCUUGGUGCGAUGGUACAUCAAAGGGCUCUUGCUACAGAAGACUACAAAGUGCCUGAUAAGAUGGUGGGAUUCAUCAUUGGAAAGGGAGGAGAACAGAUCUCAAGAAUUCAGCUGGAAUCAGGUUGUAAGAUCCAGAUUGCUUCAGACAGCGGAGGCAUGUUGGACAGGCCCUGCACGCUGACUGGAAGCCCAGAGAACAUUGAUCAGGCCAAGAGGCUGCUGAGCGAGAUCGUGGAGCAGUGUCGGUACGGUCCGGGCUUUCACAGUGACAUGGACGGCAGUUCCAUCCAACAGAUCCUCAUCCCUGCCAACAAAGUCGGCCUCGUCAUCGGCAAAGGAGGAGAGACCAUCAAACAACUGCAGGAGAGGACUGGAGUGCAGAUGAUAAUGAUUCAGGAUGACCCGAUGCCCACCGGAGCAGACAAGCCCCUGAGAAUCACUGGGGAUCCCCACAAAGUGCAGCAAGCCCGUGAACUGGUGGUGAAGCUCAUCCGAGACAAGGACCAAGGAGACUUCAGAGUUGGCAGAGCAGACUUUGGAUCCAAAAUGGGGGGGAGCAGUCUGGAUGUGGUUGUGCCCAGAUUUGCUGUCGGCAUCAUCAUCGGCAGGAACGGGGAAAUGAUCAAGAAGAUCCAGAAUGAUGCCGGGGUCAGGAUCCAAUUCAAACAAGAUGACGGAGUCAGUUCUGACCGCAUCGCUCAGGUGAUGGGUCAGCCAGACCACUGCCACCAUGCGGUCCACCUCAUCAAUGAACUGGUCCAAACUGCUCAGGAGCGAGAUGGAUUUGGAGGUGUAGUCGGACGUCGGGGGCGGAGCGACUGUAACAUGGGAAGCUCUCCGGGCCUUCAGGAGGUGACCUACGCGGUACCUGCCGAUAAGUGUGGACUAGUGAUUGGCAAAGGUGGAGAAACCAUCAAGAACAUCAAAGAGCAGUCUCGUGCCCACGUGGAGCUGCAGAGAAACCCGCCGCCCAACACCGACCCCAACGUGCGCAUCUUCUCCAUCCGAGGCACCCCUCAGCAGUUGGAGAAGGCUCGCCAGCUGAUCGAUGAGAGGAUUGGGGGCCCGGGAAUGGGGGGCAACAGCAGCUUCGGUAUGAAUCCCUACAACCAAGGACCAACCACUCCUCCUCAACAAAGUGGGGCUCAGACGUUCAUGACCGGAGGCUGGGGUACGACUUUUCAAAUCUGGCAGCCUCAAGGCCAACAGGAGCACAGUCACAAUGGAUCCCAGACGAGCCAGAUGGACUGGGAAGAGUAUUAUAAAAAACUAGGUCAGCAAAACCAAGCCCAGAGCACUGCUCCUGAAUACAACAAAGCUUGGGGCCAGACAGCUGGUCCUGCAUCUCAGCAGACCUCUAAUCCCGACUACAACGCCUGGGUUGACUUCUACAGGCAGCCGAUGGCCUACUUCAACCAGGGCGCACAGCAGACACAAGCCCCGGGCCUUCAGGAUCAUUAAGAGGAGCCGCCCAGGUGAAAGACUUGAAUCACUGAGGAUGAAAACGACCCUUUUUUAACAGAGGGGUUAUAGAUUUGAAACGCCUUGAAGACUUUUUUUCUUAGUGAGAAACACUAGCUGUAGAAUGACUUAUAUGAUAAAGUAAUAUUUCUAAAAAUCAGGAACAGUUAUUUGUUACUAAAUGCUUGUGUACACUGUUAUUUUGAAUAGACAGUAUCUGGGAUCCCUUUUUGGACUUGAGAGAGCUGUUUCGUUUUUCUAUAUUUUCUUGUCUUUGACUCAGAUUGUACCGCCAAAACUGACCCGAGUUGUAACAUUUCAAAAGGCAAUAUGAUCUAUUUUUUCUAGUUAUGUUUAAAAUGAAACCAUGAUUAUGUGCUUAGCAGUCUUGAAUACCGUUUGUCAUAAGAUGUUAAAAAGCGUGUUAAAAUGUUUUUUCCUUUUACACAAUUCAGUGAAAUGAAACUGUGAUGUUUUGUUACAGGAAAUGUAUUUUUGUUACACGGUUUAAAAACAAGGAUUAAUGCCAGCCACCGGCAAUAGUUCCAUUUAAUUCCUGUCGUGCAUUGUAUGCUGUUUUUCAUUGUCAUGUUGUUGUACUCUGGUUUAAAAAAGGUGCAAUAUCUAAUUUCACUUUUGAAACAAAGAUGGGUUCUUUAAUAUUUUUGACAGACUUUUAACUUGUAGUUUUAAAAGUUAUUUUUCUUUCUCAAAUUGAAAUGUCAUAGAUAAUGUAUUACAAUUAUCUGUUAUGAUAGGAUUUAGGGGGAUGUUGCAAAUAGCUUUUUUGCCUUUGCUACCUUGUAAAACUAUGUAUAUAUGCUCAUAUAUUUGACUGUUAAUUUAAAAUAUAUAUGUUACAUAUAUAUAUAUACUUAUAUAAAAAUUAUUUUUUCCUGCGAUCAGUUUUGCAGGAAAAUUGUCCCUCUUUUUCUGUUCUGUUUUCAUACUGAAAAUGUUCAAAGAUUGUGAAUGUGUGAUUUGAAAUUUGAUGUUGCAUCUUGUUAUGAAGAAAAUAAGUGAUAGAUUUUUGUGUAUGUUCUGUACCAGGGUUAUUCAAGACUGCUAAGCCUCUGUACUUCUACCUGUGUAAUAAUUAAUAUAGUAUUUUUAUGUUUUAAGUAUUAUGAUCAAAAACGUUCUUAUUUGGUACCUCCCAGUUCACCAACUCCCCACUGAGCCUCGCUGUGGACUCAGUGGGGAGUUGGACUCAGUCCAACGCUAAUAACAUUUUAAUUAAUUUUUUUAUUUCUUUGUGUGCUCAGAUAUAAAUUAUAUAAAUAAUGAUUCUGGUAUUAACGUCAUUUCUUAAUGAAAAGGGAUAUAAUUUCAAAAUGUCUAAUUAUGGUGUUUUUUUUCCUUUGUGUACAGUUAACCAUGUAUUAAAAACAUCCAGACUACCUUUA